UGGAAAAGGACGAGUCGGCUGUCUGCAGCGAUGCGACGGUUCUUAAGAUCAAAUUCCGCUGCACCCACCAGCAUGUCAUCAUUCCGUAUGAGCUCGGAGCGCGGCAACAAACUGCUUUUCUAGGUGGUGGUGACUUGACCCGUCUCAUAGCUUUUCAUGUGCAUUUGUUUUCGCUGGCACACGAGAAUUUUAUCCUGAUAUUCUUUCCCUCCAACUCUUUCCUUCCCCUUCCUUCCUCUCACUCAUUUCACCCACCCGAAUGCCGUCUACUGCGACCACAGCCUCAGCCGCCAUUGGCGUGCCAGCGCUUUUACUGCUAUUGACUCAUAUUAAAUCACUGCCUUUAGCAUACACCUUUCGCUCAUGGUGGCUAUUGCGUACUGUCAUUAAGCGUGCCAAAGCCAACAAGCUAAAGCCUGAACCCCUUUUCACUGUCGUUUCCGAAGAACAUCGAUGCCUGUACGACGAUAUCGAUUACAACCAACACAUGAACAAUAGCAUGUACAACAAGAAUCUCGACUUUGGACGGAUCCAUAUCCUCUACACCGUCCUUCCACGUGUCAUGAUGGAGCCGCAUCAUCACUUGUUUUGUCACAACGCAGGCGUGAUGUGCGUGUUCAAAAAGGAGAUCCCACCUUUGAGCAACUACACUAUCCAGACACGCAUUUGGACGUGGAACGAAAAGUGGAUGUGGCUGCAGCACCGAUUCGUCCUGCCAAACGGCGAUAUUGCAUGCUAUGCUGUAAGCAAGCUGGUGUUCAAAAAGACAUCUGGAAAAACCGUGCCUCCGGCCCAAGUGUUUGAACUCUGCGGACAUGAUCUGGAGGCUGCGGGCAUUGAAGAGCGGCGCAAGAACAAUUGGGAGGCUGCAGGAAAGCUUCUCCAGAUGGAUGCGUUGUCCAAGGACUCGUAUAGUUGGACUGAGCAGGUCGCUUUGCCUGCUGCAAAGCUAUAGUACCCCGAUUCUCGGGUUGUGGUGGCUUUUAGAAGCAUCAUCACUAUCAUAUUUGUAAUAUAUAUAUAUCUUAAUGUCAUAAAAUGAUAUCGAUCUGUGUACUUUAUGUAUCACAAAG
Messenger RNA from Zychaea mexicana, 1073 nucleotides. RefSeq names its product HotDog domain-containing protein. The record is from RefSeq and is a predicted model, not a curated record. The transcript is spliced from 4 exons. Lineage: Eukaryota; Fungi; Mucoromycota; Mucoromycetes; Mucorales; Lichtheimiaceae. Bases 260 to 955 code for a protein of 231 amino acids.